AAGUCUAUAUAGGAAGUACUGACACGCAAUUCGUGUCAAGUUCAGAACCAACUUGGUCCAAUCACACGGUCAUCAGCCUCUGUUGGUGCGGUCCUUGUCCGUGAGCGGCUGUCAUACAAUCAUUGCAGGUAUUUUUUGCACCCGUUUAAUCGAAAUUCUCCGUUAUUAGGUCUUCGGGACCCAGUCAAAGAAGGAGGAACUUACAGAAUGGCCGCUUAUAAAUUGGUGCUGAUCCGUCAUGGAGAGAGCUGCUGGAAUCAGGAAAACCGAUUCUGCGGUUGGUUUGAUGCCGAUCUGAGCGAGACUGGUGAACAGGAGGCGAAGAGAGGCGGACAGGCCCUGAAAGAUGCCAGCUAUGAGUUUGACAUCUGCUACACCUCCGUGCUGAAGAGGGCCAUCCGCACGUUGUGGAUCGUGCUGGACAGCAUCGACCAGAUGUGGCUGCCCGUGCACAGGACCUGGAGGCUGAACGAGCGUCACUACGGCGGCCUGACCGGCCUGAACAAGGCCGAGACCGCCGCCAAGCACGGGGAGGCCCAGGUCAAAAUCUGGAGGCGCUCCUAUGACAUCCCCCCUCCCCCUAUGGAUGCCGACCAUGACUUCUACACCGUCAUUAGCAAGGACCGUCGCUAUGCCGACCUGACGGAGGACCAGCUGCCAUCGUGUGAGAGCCUGAAGGACACCAUCGCCCGUGCGCUGCCCUUCUGGAACGAGGAGAUUGUGCCGCAGAUCAAGGAGGGGAAGAGGGUGCUGAUUGCUGCCCACGGCAACAGCCUGCGAGGCAUCGUCAAGCACCUGGAGGGCAUGUCGGAGGAGGCCAUCAUGGAGCUCAACCUGCCCACGGGGAUCCCUAUCCUUUACGAGCUGGACAAGAACCUCAAACCAAUCAAACCAAUGCAGUUCCUGGGAGACGAGGAGACUGUGCGCAAGGCCAUGGAGGCUGUGGCCGCUCAGGGCAAGGCAAAGAAGUAGAGGGAGGCCUCCCCGUGUGACAACAGGGGCCUGAGUGAGGAGGGAGUGGGGCGGGCAGCACACUACAGCUCUCUUAAGGCCACACAUACGCUCCUUUCAUGCACCACAGCUGUGACAUCAAGGUACCCAGUAUUACCUUUCAUGACUAUCAUAACCUUAACUAUAUGUAGUCCAUCAGUAGUCAGUAUUCCACACUGAGUGCAAAAUUUGUAACAGCUGGAGUUUUGAUUUCACAAAUGAUACUGUUAGACCAAAAUUUUAGGGACCAUCUGCUUGACCCAAAAAAAGCGGAGCAUAGGCAUUCCAUUGACCAUUGGGUGUCUGAAAGGCACAAAAUCCCCAUUUUAAAUUUAGCACCUUUUAGAUUUCUAAAGCCAAUCAGUGGUUGUUUGAAAAACGAUAUAUAUUUUUAAUGUAAAGUGAUAGUUUAUUUGCACGGACUGAGGCAAGCAGGGUAUUAAACAACCAAUCAUCACCUUCCGAUCUUUGACCUUUCAGUCUUCACCUGGAAGCCAGGCCUGAUCAUUGUAGAUCUUCUGGUCUCAUGGCAACUGCUGUUAGAAAAAAAGUGAGGGGAAAAAAGGGGAGAGGGGGCAGGUCUGUGCUGGUUUCAGUUGAAUGUUUCGAAUACCUGUAUAACAUUACAUCAGGGCUGCUCUAUACUUCAGUCCCUCAGUUGCAUUUAGUGCUUCACUUCAUUGUUUUGAAAGGGCUGCUUUGAGCGGUUGUAAACUGCACAUUCCAUAGUGAAAUGAUUGGCAUUAGAGGGGUGCUGUAUGUCAUUCAGGAGCUUUUCUGAGGGCUGUGGUAGUGUGAAGACCCUCACUCCUCUCUCCCUGGUGCCCUCUGGUGGUAGUUUACAUAAAUAGCAUUGCUGUUUGUCUGUGGCAAGUUGUCAUGACCUGUUUCCCAAAAAGAAUUGGCAGCACAGUUAACACCCUUCCCAAUGUGUGUGCCUGCGUGUGUGUGUGUGUGUGUGUGUGUGUAUCUGUAUGUGUGUGCAACUGAGAGACUGAAUAAGUCAUUUCAUACACAGGCUGCAGUUACGGAGGAUAGGAAAUGCUAUCAUGUCCGUUGGAACCUCUCAUUAAAAUAAAACGAUAUUCUUCCAGGUUAUGAUUUGAAAUGAUGUGAUUUGUAUGGUCAAUAUAUCAAUUUUUUCAGUGUACACAUGUUCUAAUUUUUCUCCACCACCCAGCUGAUGACCAGUAUAUCGCAAGACCAGCAUGACACAUGCAUUGGGUGUGUGUGUGAGUUGUUCUGCCCUGGCCCACCCCAUGAGUCUUUGCUUGACUUUGCUGCCAGUGAUUUGACUGAGUGUCACUCUGAGUAGGGUUGUGUUGCGAUGCACUGUUUGAAAUGUACACUGAACCCCUUGUGCAAAUGUAAUAAAUCUGUGUGCAGA
Messenger RNA from Megalops cyprinoides (Indo-Pacific tarpon), 2377 nucleotides. RefSeq names its product phosphoglycerate mutase 1a (gene pgam1a). The record is from RefSeq and is a predicted model, not a curated record. Gene Ontology annotation, molecular function: intramolecular phosphotransferase activity. NCBI's taxonomy places the organism in Eukaryota, Metazoa, Chordata, Actinopteri, Elopiformes, Megalopidae. The transcript has 4 exons. Gene Ontology annotation, biological process: glycolytic process. Bases 208 to 972 code for a protein of 254 amino acids.